CUCCAAAGAGUGCGGGCACUUGGCUUCAAUGCCAUUCAAUACUACAUUCCAUGGAAUUUUCAUGAAGUCUACGAGGGAAAAUACAAUUUUUCCGGAAUGCGUAAUUUCACUGAGUUCUCACGCAUCGCCUAUGAACUUGGAAUGUACUCAUUGGUUAGAAUAGGUCCAUACGUAUGCGGUGAAUGGGAAAACGGCGGAUUACCAUGGUGGCUGCUGACUAAAAACAUAACAGACAUGAGGACGAGCGAGAGCGAGUUCAAAAAAGCUGUUGAAAAAUGGAAUUCCGUUCUUCUUCCGCUGAUCAAGCCUAUGAUGCGGCACAACGGUGGUCCCAGUUCUGAUGCUCCAAGUAGAGAACGAGUACGAGACUACACACAAUGGCUACGAGAUCGGGUAUGGUACUAUGUGGGAAAGGAGUCUGUGAUUUAUACUACUGAUGGUAAUUCUUUAUCGCUUUUGAAAUGCGGGUCAGUUCCGUACACCCUCACAACAGUCGAUUUCGGUCCUACAUCGAACGAGAACGUUAACAAGUCGUUCAUGCUGCAGAAAAAGUUUCUUCCGAAUGGUCAUGGUCCUUUGGUUAAUUCGGAGUUCUAUCCGGGAUGGUUGGUUCUGUGGGGCCAAAAAGAAGCUAGUUUACCGUCUGUAGACGACAUUGUAAAAUCAGCGAAAUAUAUGUAUAGUUUGGGAGCGAAUAUCAAUUUCUAUAUGAUUCAUGGUGGAACAAAUUUUGGAUUCUGGAGCGGAGCAGAAACGAAGGCUCCGUGUAUCACCUCGUACGACUACUUCGCCCCGAUCUCGGAAGCCGGGGAUGUAACGCCUAAAUAUUUGGCUAUACCAUUCCCUGACUGGAAGACACCGCCUCUUGACGUGCCUUCGAAUAAUCCAAAGAAGGCGUUCGGAGUAGUGAAGAUGGAGCCCGUAGAUGACCUCUCUCGACUACCUGAUGAGCAAAAUUGCAUCACUAGCGCGUCGCCGAUGUCUUUCGAGAAGAUCGGCCAACCUUUUGGA
Molecule: messenger RNA, 1011 nt
Organism: Ostertagia ostertagi
Lineage: Eukaryota; Metazoa; Nematoda; Chromadorea; Rhabditida; Trichostrongylidae
Source: the annotation of a GenBank genome assembly